Loa loa (African eye worm) is the source of this 660-nucleotide messenger RNA. RefSeq lists its product as hypothetical. The transcript has 4 exons. The record is from RefSeq and is a predicted model, not a curated record. Lineage: Eukaryota; Metazoa; Nematoda; Chromadorea; Rhabditida; Onchocercidae. Bases 1 to 660 code for a protein of 219 amino acids.
AUGAAACGAUUUGAUCAAUUAAUUUCCGAUGUAAAUGUACAAUUGGAGACAUUAGAAGCCAAAACACAUGCUGUACCAGAAGGUCAUUCACGUCAAACAAGCGUUGUGCACACUUCUAGUGUGGGAGAGCUUUUUGCGCCAAAAACCGAUGAGGAAAAUGUUUCAUCAGGCAUAACUUACGUGUCUUCAUCAGAAACCGAUUUAUCACAGCGUGAUUCAAAUCAACUUGCGCAAAUUGAUAUCGAACUGACGCAAUUAGAACAACGUUUUGAUAACAUCGAAAUGCGUAUACAAGAAGAUGUAGAAGCAGAAGAAAUUGGCAUCGAGUUCCCGAUAGCUGAUAUAAUCGACUAUGCGACAGCAAUUAAAGUAGCAAUGUAUAAACGACAUCUGUUAACCAAUCAAUUUCACCGAAUUAUUCUGGAUGACAAAAAAUUUGAAGAAGAAGCCAAAUUGUUGACGAAGGAUUUUGUUAGUUGGACAAAAAAAGAACAUAAAGAUUUAUUAACGAAAAUGGCUCAGUUAGAAGAGUCAUUAAAUAAACUUCAACAAUUUCCGUUUGUUUACGGUGAUGAAUUUAAUAUGUAUUAUCCGUUGAUGGAUGAUUUGGGUCUACUGAAACGCCUUAUUUCACGAUUUAUGGACAAAUAUGAGGUAUAA